Messenger RNA from Ostrea edulis (European flat oyster), 1682 nucleotides. RefSeq names its product transcription initiation factor TFIID subunit 8-like. Gene Ontology annotation, cellular component: transcription factor TFIID complex. Lineage: Eukaryota; Metazoa; Mollusca; Bivalvia; Ostreida; Ostreidae. The transcript has 7 exons. The coding region runs from base 265 to 1101 and encodes 278 amino acids. Gene Ontology annotation, biological process: transcription initiation at RNA polymerase II promoter. The record is from RefSeq and is a predicted model, not a curated record. Gene Ontology annotation, molecular function: protein heterodimerization activity.
GGUUUAUCUGGUAUCCUGAGUUCCAGACAAAUUGUUUGUUGUGGGUGAUGGGAGAGGUGCCAGAUUUGUCCCAGUCACUAAUUGGAUGCUGUUGGGCGAAAACUCACUUAUCAUUUGUGUAUCACUGCAUAGAUAAAUAGAGCAAGGAACGACAACUCUGAGUAGAGGACUUCGGAUAUCGGGCUCGACAUUCCAGAUAAAAUCAAGAUGGCAGCGCCCUGGUGAUAAAAAGAAAAUAAUUAGAAAUAAAAUAUCUCUUUAAAAAUGUCUUUAGAGUCCGAUGCACGUGCAGCAUCAUGCAGAAAGGCGUUGAAGGUGGCGGUCAGUGCCCUUGUUUCGGAAGUUGGUUUUGAGAGAGCAGAGGAGGCUGCUGUGGAGACCAUGACAGAGAUGUUACAAAGCUUUUUAUCUGAACUUGGACGGAGUUCCCAGACUUUUGCUGAGCUGGCUGGCAGAACAGAGGGAAUGAUGACAGAUGUUGUUAUGGCUCUUAUAGAAAUGGGUCAGAAUCUCCAUGGUUUACCUGCAUACGCCAGAAGGGCCAAUAAAUCCGUAUUCCUACCUCCCUCUCAUUGCACCCCAACACCCAUGCCCAGAACGCUUCAGGCUGGAGAUAAGAUGCCUCAUCCUUCACAUAUCCCGGAGCACAUGCCAGCGUUCCCUGACCCUCAUACCUACAUCAGGACAUUGACACAGAAGGCCCCAGUGAAUGAGUACCAGAUAAUAAGGGAAAAGGCUGCCUCGCAGAAACGAGACGUUGAGCGAGCUCUGACGCGCUUCAUCGCCAAGACGGGAGAGACACAAUCACUCAUCAGGGAUGAAGCCAAUCUAUUUCCAUUAAUUGCAAUUAAGUCACACCCCUUGCCGUACCUCAACGCCCUCCUCCCUAAGGACCAAGACCUUCUGGCUCAGGAAGAGGACACACCUUCCACUGCAGAGGAAGCCUUACCAAAGUCUGCUAUGGGGGGCGCCAAAGAGGGGGACCCCACAGAACAGGAGGGGGAGAUGCCCGACCCCGAGGCAAUAGAUAACCCAUACCUAAGACCCGUCAAGAUGGCCAGGCACCGCAAAAAGGCAAGCGGAGGAAUAGAUAAUCGGUGAAAUAGAUUUAAGAGAUGUGUCCAUGUCUUUAAGUCUGAGCUGUUUGCAGAGGAAUACACUGGCAGUGUGAAAGAAUAAUGAAGAAAGCAGUUCUUGGCUGUUGUGAAUUUCAUAGCAGAGAGUGCUGAACUGUGAAGUUAAUAAUGGCAUGCAUUUGUCAGUGGCAGGGAAGUGUUUGGAUGAAAAACAAAGUUAUCAUCAUUAACUAUGGAGUUUCCUUUUGCAGUUUGAAAGAUUUAGUUUUAAAUUCAUUUAAGGAUUUUUUCCUCUGGAUUUUGAUCUACAAGUGAAUUAUUCGUCUGUUUUGUUGAUUAAUGUAUAAUGUAUUUUGAGUUUAUGAUUAUGUAGAUCCUGCUAUUUUGUGCAUGAAGACAUUUGGAAUCAGCAACAAUUUAUUUUAUUCGAGUGUCUCAUAAACUUUGAAAAUGAUUGAAAGGUGCACCUGAAAUGUACCAGUAUUGUCAGUGAAAAUAUGAACCACUUCAAAUUACAACGUCCUUAUGUUUUUAGAACUAAGUGGAUGUAUGGAGAAAAGUAAAUAGGUGAUAGCUGAACAAACAUUAAAAUUGUCCGCAAUAAAA